Messenger RNA from Lates calcarifer (barramundi perch), 4931 nucleotides. It is a transcript of the gene tcf3a, whose product is annotated as transcription factor 3a. Gene Ontology annotation, biological process: regulation of transcription by RNA polymerase II. The record is from RefSeq and is a predicted model, not a curated record. The transcript has 20 exons. Bases 362 to 2236 code for a protein of 624 amino acids. Gene Ontology annotation, cellular component: transcription regulator complex. Lineage: Eukaryota; Metazoa; Chordata; Actinopteri; Centropomidae. Gene Ontology annotation, molecular function: protein dimerization activity; RNA polymerase II cis-regulatory region sequence-specific DNA binding; DNA-binding transcription factor activity, RNA polymerase II-specific.
GAGUGAUACCCCAUUGGAACCGACAAUGUGGAGGCUGUUAAAAUGUCUACUUGGGAAAUGAAAUGGUUACAAUUUCUCUAAGAAGAAGGAAACGGAGUAACACAAGAGUUAUGGUUUGCGUUGGAGACGUGUUUUCAGUUUCGUGACGAAGACAACAGCGAGGCGAGGCGGCGGAGGAGUGGUUCAUAUUGCCUUUCCUCCUCUUCAUCAAGCCCACAGUCCGGACCACGGGGGGAAGGAUCCUAUCCCUAACUUUGUUUUUUCUCUCUACUCCAGCCGUACGUUUCUCCCUGUUGGAUGCCACAUUAUUGAAUCCAGUCGCUUGCUGAGACUGAAAGGGCCAAGUGAACAGCAGCAGAGAAUGGCUGCAGUGGAAACAGACAAGGAGCUCAGCGACUUGCUGGAUUUUAGCGCGAUGUUUGAGCCUCCAGUUUCAAAUGGCAAGAGCCGGCAGACUACUCUCCGCAGAGAGUUUGGAAGUUCAGAUGACAGAACUGGGUCCAGCCCCUGGGGACCAGGAGAACAGAACAGUCCAUCUUUCAACCAAGGAAGGGUUUAUGGAGAAGAAGGCCUUUACAGUGAACAGGAGGGUAUGGCUUCUGCCCCCAUAUUUGGAUCAGGGAUUGUUGGGAAGGCUGAGCGAGGACCGUACUCGUCAUUUGCAGCACAGCCUGGCUUUAUGCCCAGUGAGAUACCCAUGCCCAGUCCUGAUCCCCUAUCCCCAUCUGGCCUGAAGCCCAACUCCCAGUUUUAUUCCUCUUAUGAGGGGAGCAAUACUCGAAGGAGACCCUCACAGGAACCCACUGGACCACAGCCAAAAAAGAUCAGGAAGGUGCCCCCUGGCCUGCCCUCCUCGGUUUAUGCACCAACCUCUGGAGAGGAUUUUAACAGGGACAGUGCUGGCUACCAGGCCUCCAAGACUGGAAACGUGUACCCACCACCAUUCUACAUGCAAGAAGGCCUCCACCCGCCCUCUGAUCCAUGGGGCUCUGCCGGGUCGAUGGUUCAGCCUGGUUUUUCUUCUAUGCUGGGCAACUCCCCCCAUCUGAGCCAGCAUGGUCCCUUUACCGCCAUCAACCCCCAAGACAGACUGAAACGGCAGCCACUGCCCCUCUCCCCGCAAAACUACCCCCUGCAUGGCAGUGAGGUGAAUGGGGCUCAUCCUGCUGGCUUCCACUCUGGCUCCAGCAGCUUUGCCAGCCACACACCCCCCAUCACUGGAACUGAAACCAUUAUGGCCAAUCGGGGAGCAGUACCUGGGAGCUCAGGUGAUGAGAUUGGAAAAGCCCUGGCAUCUAUCUAUCCUUCAGACCCAAACAGCACUGCCUUCCCUCCAUCCCCGUCUACUCCCUCUGGCUCUCCUCAGGCUGUAUCAGGCUCUGCAUCACAGUGGACUCGGUCCUCUGGCCAGGCCACACCUUCACCUAACUUUGAGGGUGGGAUUCAGUCCAUGCAGAGUAAAAUGGAGGACCGCCUGGACGAAGCCAUCAAUGUUCUUCAGCGUCACGCCAGUGGGCAAGGGCUGGCUGAAAUGCACAGUCUGCUGGCAUCUGGCUUAGGGCUACCUCCAGGCUUCAGCAGUGCAGCACUUGGACUGGCCAGUCGCCUGCCUGGACUGGUGUCUAGUCACCAUGAGGACUCUGUUGGUCUGCCCUCUAGUGGAGGACUUUUGCACAGUCACCACGGCCCCACAUCUGUCCAGCCAAGCUCUCAGCCUGAAGGUUUUACUGGUCUGCCUGGCAGCCUAAAUCGUUCCAGUAGUGCAGAUAUCAAACAAGAGGAGAAGGAGGAUGAUGAGAACUGCUCCAUUACUGACAAGUCAGAGGAUGAGAAAAAAGAAAUGAAGGCCCGUCUCCGAACAAGCUGCAGUGUUGUCUCGGUGUCUGAUGAGAACCUGACUGCUGAGGAGAAGGAGCAGAGGGAGCGCGAGCGCCGCCUAGCUAACAACGCUAGGGAGAGGGUGCGUGUUCGCGACAUUAACGAAGCCUUCAGAGAGCUGGGCAGGAUGUGUCAGGUCCACUUGCAGAGCGACAAGGCCCAGACCAAGCUUGUCAUCCUGCAACAGGCUGUCCAGGUCAUCCUGGGCCUGGAGAAGCAGGUGCGAGAACGCAACUUGAACCCAAAGGCUGCCUGCCUCAAGAGGAGAGAGGAGGAGAAAGUGGACCCCCAGAUGCAGCUUGGUGGGGGUCACCCUGGUUUAGGAGGAGAUGGACACAACCCUGUUAGCCAUAUGUAAUUCUCAGUUCCUGUUGAUUGUACAGCCCUUAGAACACGUGGCCUUAAUCUAUCGUUGUCAUGCAUCUCAGUGUGUGUUGAUCAACUUUUGGAGAGCACACACACACACACACACACACACACACACACACACACACACACAUACAUACAUACAUACAUGCCUCAUUACUGACAAAGCAGGUGGCCACAUUCCUGACGAAGAAGCACACUCGUACAGAAAGAGAAAAAAAGAUUUAUUACUCUUUACAUGACAAUACUUUGAACCGAGGAAACUGGUUUGGAAACAGUGGAAAUUGGACUUAAGGAUGUUCUUGUGAUCAUGUUUUUGUAAGACUUUUUACAUGUUGGGAGCAAAACUUGUUUGGAUCAAAUAAAACUUUUGGAUCAAUAGCUCAUGUGAGCGGAGUUAGGAUCGGUAUCGUUGGAUAAUUAUUGGCAUUCCCAUCUGAAAAGAAGGUCUUACAUUCUACAGAAGCCGAUACGGACACCUGAGUUUAUAUGUUAUGACUGAACAAAUACCUGUUUAAAGUGAAACAGGCCUAAUGCAUAGUGUUUGGUUAAGAAAAAAAUACUCAUCAUUGCUAUCGUCUAAUAUGAUGACUGAAUUGCAGAGGUAGGAUUGGAGACAUCCAGCCACUGACUGGGCAAUCAGAGAGCUGACUCCUCUUUUUGAUAUGCUGGUUACUCUGGCUGUAUUUUUUAAAUUUCUUGCUUUGGCUGAAAAGUUGCCACAGUCAGUGACUCACACACACGGUGGGAAAAUGUUUUUUGUUUUCUUUUUUUAACCGUGGAUCCCUGGUUCUUAUCUCUUUAAGUCCUGUACAUGUGUUAUUGUCACUGCCAUGCAAGUGGAAUGGAAAGACUGCCAGAGAGAGAGAGAGAGAGAGACCCACCACAGACACAAGCAAAGACUCUUUACAAACCCAGGAUCCGCAGUGAUGUUGAAUCGAACGUGCACAUGGACAUCCCAACCUCCCCCUCUGUGAGGCUGCCGUUGGACUCGAGCGUACAGGUGUCAUCCUCACGUCAUCAUGAAGUCCAUCACUCAGUCUCAGUCUGUGGUCAGCAUGAACUCUCUGACUAACACAGACAAUGUCAUAUCAACCUGCCCACAUUAAAUCCUACAUAAAGACACUGUUAGAACACGGGGAACUUACGGAGUAACAUUUUGCUAGAAGACCGAAAUAACUGAGUAUUGAAGGGAUCAUUAGUGUUACUGCAACCUUCACCAUUGACUGACUUUUUCUGGUUGUUGCUCUGUGUUGAGCAUUUUGGGGUUUUGUUUAUUUUUUUUCCCUAUUUGAACAAUUGCAAAGCCUGUUGUAAGGAUCUUCCUUUUGUAGAAUUGAUUAAAUGUUUUCUUUUUUUGUAGUUUAUUUUUUACUUUGUAAGAUAGUUGUAUGAGUUUUGUUUUGAUCAUUUGGAAUGCUCUUUCUUUUUUGUUUACAUUGAUUAAAUGUAAGGCGGCUCUCGAUUUAGAUUCCAGGAACAAAGUGAGGCGUUUUCUUUUUGUGCCAGGUGCUUAGAAAUGUUAGAAAUGACAAAAUAAUCUGGCUGUAACAUCACAUGUUGUGAUAUUGCUUUUUUCUUUAAAUGCCUGUUUGAACACAAACUUGUCAGGCCAGUUGUAACUGAAUUAUUCUGGUAUUUGCGACAGUUUUUAUUUGAAUGAAACAAUAUUGUUUUUUGUCAGUACACCCCAGCCCCCACCCCCCUCUCCCUGAUGUCCAGCUCUGACAUGAGCUUAUUGCUUAGUUUGAGGAAGGGAACAGAAGGGGCGGUCUGCACAAUCUGCAACAUAAUUCACUGUUUCAUUAUGAUAUGAAGCAUAACAUGAGUCAAUAAGGGUGGCCUUAGUCAUUUUCCUGACUUUGGGAGUUUUGAUAAUGGUUACUCACCAGUGCCUGAAUACUUCUCUGCUACAUGGUGGAUGAUGUUGCAUUUAAGGAUUUAUAGGUUGUACCUUUUUUAUAAUACAGAUGUAUAAAAACGUAUACUUCAGUAACAUCUGGCAGUGUCUCAGCAUCUAAAUGAAGAAUUACACACACAGACGCUGACCGCUUCAGUGUCUGUGUCUUUAGAUGUAAGUUGACUAAUAACCUGGUCUGCUACUUUGACACUGAUGAACUGUACUUAAAAUUUCUCAUCUUUUAUGUACUGAUUCUGUUGAAUAUAAUUUUGUCCUUGACUGGCAUGUGCAUUGAUACGUAUGUACAGCUGUAUGAUAUGUCCUUAUCAGCUUUACUACUGUAGGCUGAUACUGAUAUGUAACAGUAUUUGAUUUAUCUCUGCCUGUCAUUUCCUCACAAAUCUUGCCCCAUGGACUAGCCCCCAGCAUUAUUUCCUUUGUCAGUUACUCUAGCCUUUCCGCAGGAAAACGUGGUGUUGUUGUGAUAUGGAAAAUCGCUACUGAAGACUUGUGCUUUUAUUUCUUUACAUGAAAGACGUGUAUGUCUACAGUAUCCAAGUAUCAAAACAUGUACCUGAUAUUCUUUGUUGACAGACCCUUGCUGUCCUCCACAACAGGUGACCUACUACAGAUCUUUCUGUUUCUACUCAUGUUUGGGGACAACAUCUAUGUAGGCUGUGUCCUCAAAGUGCCUCCAGUUUCCUAUUUUUUAUAUAUAAAGUAGAUACUGAGAACUGUUGUGUCUAUAACAGUAAUGUAGCAAUAAAUGUGCCAUUUUUAAUAACAA